ACAAAGGGAGGUAAUACAUUUUUUUUAGAAAGUGAAAGUAGGAAAUCAUGGCACUUGCUGGUAAAAUUUUAGUAUAUGGUGGCAAAGGAGCCCUAGGAUCAGCUUGUGUUAGCCAUUUUAAGGCUAAAAACUAUUGGGUUGGAUCCAUUGAUUUGAUGCCAAAUGAACAGGCUGAUGCUAAUGUAAUUGUAAAACCAUGUGACUCAUGGACUCAACAGGAAGAUGAAGUUGUUAAAGCUGUUGAUGGAAUUGUGGGAAGUGAUAAGUUAGAUGCUGUUCUGUGUGUAGCAGGAGGCUGGGCAGGUGGAAAUGCUGCAGCAAAAGAAUUUAUAAAGAAUGCUGACAUGAUGUGGAAACAAAGUGUUUGGACAUCCGCUAUAUCUGCUGCUGUUGCUUCCAAAUAUUUAAAAGAUGGUGGACUACUUGUUCUUCCUGGUGCAGCACCUGCUGUUAGUGGCACUCCAGGUAUGAUGGGAUAUGGUAUGGCAAAGGCUGCAAUUCAUCAGUUGAUAAAAAGUUUAGCAGGAAAAGAUAGUGGUCUUCCAAAAGAUUCAAGUGCUCUUGCCAUUCUACCUGUAACUUUAGAUACUCCCAUGAAUAGAAAGUUUAUGUCAGAGGCAGAUUUUGGUACAUGGACCAAACUGGAAUUUGUUGCAGAAUUGUUUGACAAGUGGUUGGCACCUGGUAGUAGACCAGGCAAUGGUAGUCUGAUCAAGUUGGUAACUAAAGACAACAAAACAGAACUGGUGUCUGUGGAAUAAGAAAUGAAUAAAAAAUAGAUUGCCAAAUAACAAUAACUUGUCAUUAUAUAUGUGUUGUGUUAACUAGUCAUAUGUUUUGUCUUCUGGUUAGGGUUUUUCUGUUAAAAUUUAUUUUCUGUAUUCUAUUUUUUUGGGGGAUACUUUUAAGGAUGAUGUCUGCCAAAAUUAAAAAAAAUGUAUGUAAAAAAGUCAGUAAUCUGCUGCCGUCUUUGUAAAUGUAAAAUUAUUUGCAGAAUAAUGACAAAUAUUGGUAGCAGCACUCGUUAUUGGAAAUUAUACUCUCAACCCAAAAGUAGUUUCUUUAUUUCAAAAUAAAGACAUAAAUCUUUACUUCCUUUGAAAAACAUUUUAACUAAUUUUUGUUGAGACAAAAGGUAGACAAUCAAAGAUAUAAAACUUUAGAAAGUUUCUAUUAAACCAAAUGAGACCUUUAAGAUUAACCAAAACCAUCUGAGGUCUCUAAAUUUUAUAUUUUUUGUUGAUGAACUAAUAUUUGAAAGACAUUACAUUUCAUGCUAUGAUUGCUUUUUUCACACAAUAUCAAACCACUAUUUUGCAACAUUUGAAUAAUGAUUUGUAGAUCAAAUCGAAGGAUGAAAACAAUUGCCUUUUACAAUGCAAAUAAAAAGUUAAAAUGCAUGUUCAGUAAAUUUUAAUGACUAGUUCUUGAUGCUUGUAUACCUGUGGUAUCAUUGACAGUUUGCCUUCAUAAAUGUUUGAAAACACAUGAAUAACAGUUGAAAUGAAUAUGCAUGAUUUUUACAUUGCUUUUUUUAACAUUUUUUUGUUAGAAUGCAGAUUUUAGUGGAUUUUUUUUAAAACAUUAUAAAGUUUAAGUCAAAGUACUUUAAAUGAUGUCCAUUGUAAUAACCACUGCCAGGUUGAAUACCAAAGUUCUGAAUUUUUACACAUUUAUUGCUGUAUAAAGCUUAAAGCACAUACAUGUAACAAUUGCACUCAAUUAUAUAUAGCCAAUUAAAUUCCAUAUUUAACAAGCUUGAAGACCUAUUGGUGGCCUUUAGUUGUUAUCUGCUCUUUGGCUGGGUUGUUGUCUCUGACAUACUCUCUAUUUCCAUUCUCAGUUUUACUUAAAAGCUAUAUUAUAAAACAAAAUAUAAAGAGGUAGAAUCUUGUUUCUUUUGUUUCAUCAUAACAUGCAUGAUGCACUCAGUUUUUAGUUAGUUCCAGUAUUUAAGAUAAAUGCUUUCAUGACAAUUGUUGAUGAGAUUACUGUUUUUUAAAUUGUUUUAAGUACAAUCAUGUUUACAUUCCAUUUACAGAAUAUUUGGUUUUUGUGAAACUAUAAUAAUAAAUAUUUGUUAGAG
This is a messenger RNA of Mytilus trossulus (common blue mussel), 2086 nucleotides long. Its product is annotated as dihydropteridine reductase-like. Gene Ontology annotation, biological process: tetrahydrobiopterin biosynthetic process; L-phenylalanine catabolic process. Gene Ontology annotation, cellular component: cytoplasm. Gene Ontology annotation, molecular function: NADH binding; NADPH binding; 6,7-dihydropteridine reductase activity. NCBI's taxonomy places the organism in Eukaryota, Metazoa, Mollusca, Bivalvia, Mytilida, Mytilidae. The transcript is spliced from 6 exons. The record is from RefSeq and is a predicted model, not a curated record. The coding region runs from base 48 to 761 and encodes 237 amino acids.